Cornus florida is the source of this 1495-nucleotide messenger RNA. Its product is annotated as RHOMBOID-like protein 8. The record is from RefSeq and is a predicted model, not a curated record. Gene Ontology annotation, molecular function: serine-type endopeptidase activity. The transcript has 6 exons. NCBI's taxonomy places the organism in Eukaryota, Viridiplantae, Streptophyta, Magnoliopsida, Cornales, Cornaceae. Bases 118 to 1278 code for a protein of 386 amino acids. Gene Ontology annotation, cellular component: membrane. Gene Ontology annotation, biological process: proteolysis.
GCGCCAGCUUCAUUCCAUUAGACCCCUCUCUCUCUCUCUCUCUCUAGAACUCUCUCUCUCUACUGCGAAAGCUCAUCUUUCUGGCCAACUCCCACUGGCAUUUCUCUUGCAAAAUCAAUGGCGCCAGUGACCCCCAAAGACCAGACGCAGAUCGAAAUCAAGCCUCAACAGCCAAGAUUCUCCGUCGAUUGCGCCGAUGAUUCACUCAAAGGUCAGAGGGUUCCCUUCUUCGGACCCCUCUCGCAGAAGAGAGAGAAUACCUGGGUCAUCUCGCUCUUCGUGAUGCUUCACCUGCUGGCUUUCGCAGCCACCAUGAUCGUCAACGAUUGUUGGCAGAACUCUCACGGCGAGUGCGCGUUGAGUCCACUAGGAAGGUUGUCGUUUCAGCCUCUCUCCGAGAACCCUCUUCUCGGUCCCUCUGCUUCAGCGCUGGAUGAAAUGGGGGCUCUUCGAAAAACGCUCUUGACAAAACAUCACCAAACUUGGCGUGUUUUUACAUAUCCAUGGUUGCAUGCUGGGGUUGUCCACCUUCUCAUCAACCUCUCCAGCAUUAUUUUUAUUGGAGUUCACUUAGAGCAAGAGUUUGGACCAUCAAGGAUAGGAAUUAUCUACAUACUCUCUGCUGCUUUCGGUGGUGUGGUGGCUGCACUAUUUGUCCAAGACCGACCAUCAGUUUCUUCCUCUGGUGCUCUAUUUGGGUUGCUUGGUGCCAUGGUUUCAGGCCUUAUCCAAUACUGGAACUUUUACAGCAAAAAGUUUUCAGCUCUUCUGGCUUUUUUCUUUAUCUUCACAAUCAAUCUUGCCCUUGGUCUGAUGCCUUAUAUCAACAAUUUUUCAAAUAUUGGAGGAUUUAUAUCAGGAUUCCUUCUUGGAUUUGUGCUCCUGUUCAGUCCUCAGCUUGGGCAAAUGGGUAAAAACAAAGGAGGUUUAUUUGAUUAUGAUGUCGAAGAUUCCCCCAAAGUCAAACUGAGACAGAAGCUGGAUAAGCCUUUGAUGAGGAGUGUUUCUCUUGUUCUCUUCAGUCUGAUUUUUGCAGGUGGUAUUAUAGCCGUUGUACAUGGCAUAAAUGUGAGCAAGUACUGUCGCUGGUGUCAAUAUAUUGACUGUGUUCCCUCCAAAUGUUGGAGCUGCAAUGACAAACCAAUUCAUUGUGAGACCAUGGCAACCGUUGGUCGUCUCACUUUGACUUGUACCGGUACUGACAAGUUCAGGAUUUUCCCCUACACUGACAUUUCACAAACAAGGAUCAAGGACUUGUGCACCCUGAUAUGCUCUUAGAAGCUUGCUGGUUGUAAUGAUUUUGUCUAGAAUGUGAACAUGAGAAGAAAAUUCUCAUCAUCUUGGGUGUUUGCAGGCUUGCAGCAUAGCUACAAAAGUAGGAUUUCAUCAUGUAUACAAUGAAAGUGACAUCUUUAGGGCUUCUUCGAGCCCAAACAUUUUGGGCUGGCCCAAAUCAUCCAGCCCAUUUUACAUCCUUAACACAUGAGAAAACUGA